AUGGACAGUAGCUGCCUCAACGCGACCACCAAAAUGCUAGCGACAGCUCCAGCUCGGGGCAACGUGAUGAACACAUCCAAACCCUUGGCUUUCUCCAUCGAACGAAUCAUGGCGCGCACCCCCGAGCCCAAGGCCCUGCCGGUCCCCCACUUCCUGCAGGGAGCCGUGCCCAAAGGAGACCCCAAGCACUCCUUGCACCUCAACUCGUCGAUCCCCUGCAUGAUCCCUUUCGUCCCCGUGGCGUACGACCCUAGCUCCAAAGCCGGAGCGACUGGCUCCGAGCCGCGCAAGGCCAGCCUGGAGGCUCCGGCGCCGCCCGCCGUGGCACCCUCCGCGCCGGCGUUCAGCUGCAGCGACCUGCUCAACUGCGCGCUAAGUCUCAAGGGCGACCUGGCCCGCGACGCGCUGCCCCUGCAGCAGUACAAGCUGGUAAGGCCGCGUGUGGUCAACCACUCUUCGUUCCACGCCAUGGGCGCCCUGUGCUACCUGAACCGAGGUGAUGGUCCGUGCCACCCGGCUGCGGGCGUGAACAUCCACCCCGUGGCCUCCUAUUUUCUCAGUUCCCCUUUGCACCCACCGCCAAAAACGUAUUUAGCCGAAAGGAAUAAACUGGUUGUCCCCGCGGUGGAGAAGCUCCCUUCGGGUGUAGCUUUCAAAGACCUGUCCCAAGCUCAGCUGCAGCAUUACAUGAAAGAAAGCGCCCAACUUUUGUCAGAAAAAAUUGCAUUCAAAACCUCGGAUUUCAGCCGCGGCUCUCCUAAUGCCAAACCCAAAGUUUUCACUUGCGAAGUCUGCGGAAAGGUCUUCAAUGCACACUAUAACUUAACCCGUCACAUGCCGGUGCACACAGGAGCAAGACCCUUCGUUUGCAAAGUGUGUGGGAAAGGUUUCCGGCAAGCCAGCACUCUUUGCAGACAUAAGAUCAUUCACACGCAGGAAAAACCUCACAAAUGCAACCAGUGCGGGAAAGCAUUUAAUAGAAGUUCCACGUUAAACACACAUACCCGGAUCCACGCGGGCUACAAACCAUUCGUGUGUGAAUUCUGUGGCAAAGGAUUUCAUCAAAAAGGGAACUACAAAAACCACAAGCUGACCCACAGCGGGGAGAAGCAGUUCAAGUGCAAUAUCUGCAACAAGGCUUUCCACCAGGUGUACAACCUCACCUUCCACAUGCACACUCACAACGACAAGAAACCCUUCACCUGCCCCACGUGCGGCAAGGGCUUCUGCAGGAACUUUGACCUCAAGAAGCACGUUCGCAAGCUGCAUGACAGCAGCCUGGGGCUGACCCGCACUCCGACUGGGGAGCCAGGCAGCGAUCCGCCGCCGCCCCAGCUGCAGCAGCCGCCGCCUGCACCUCUGCCGCCAAUGCAGCCAACUUUGCCGCCUUCAGGGCCUCUGCAACCCGGGCUGCACCAAGGCCACCAGUGA
This is a messenger RNA of Peromyscus eremicus (cactus mouse), 1431 nucleotides long. It is a transcript of the gene Fezf1, whose product is annotated as FEZ family zinc finger 1. The coding region runs from base 1 to 1431 and encodes 476 amino acids. The record is from RefSeq and is a predicted model, not a curated record. The transcript has 4 exons. Gene Ontology annotation, cellular component: nucleus. Lineage: Eukaryota; Metazoa; Chordata; Mammalia; Rodentia; Cricetidae.